UGCGAAAGAUGCCAAUGCUACAUGAAGCACCCAAAUCCCAAUAUCCUAUCUUGCUCCUUCUGUUGGCCGCUCUUUGGCUAACGUUUAACCAAUGCUCAUCCAUUUCUAAUUCCAUUGAAUUUUUAGGUAUCCUCUCUUUUCCUUUGCCCAACUCCUCCACUUUCCAGACCUCUGCCAUUUUUAUAGGGCCAACAUUUGGACCCCAACUCCCCAUCUCCCCAUUGCAUGAGUCCUUAACUAGUUUGGGAAACUGGAAAAUUUGCAUUAGAAUUUGGUAAUUUUAGCUGACCCCCAUAACUACUUUCCAUCUUCAUUGUAGCCUUUUGUGUCAAAGUCUCUUCCUCCUUUUGCUUCUACAUAAAAGAAAACCCAAUCUUUCAAAUACCCAAAGAAAAAAAAAAUGACUACAAUGAAUCUGGGUUCUUGGGUUCAAUCUUACUCCAUUUUCAACCAAGCUUCCAGAUCGAAAUCCUUUCCUUUACCCAGAUCCUUCCCCUUCAAUCCCCUCAAAAAUUUGUCAUCUUCAACCCCCAAAAAGCGCAGCUUGACAUCUCUUCCUUCAAUUUCCGCAGUCCUUACCAAAGAAGACACUAUUAAGGAAGAAGAACAAGACCCUCAAAAACCAAGCUUUGAUUUCAAAUCCUACAUGGUUCAAAAAGCCAGUACAGUUAACCAAGCUCUGGACUCAGCUGUUUCACUCCGUGACCCUGUUAAAAUCCACGAAGCAAUGCGUUACUCUCUUUUAGCAGGUGGCAAAAGGGUCCGCCCUGCGCUUUGUUUAGCUGCCUGUGAACUUGUUGGUGGCCAAGAAUCCAUGGCUAUGCCAGCAGCUUGUGCUGUCGAAAUGAUCCACACCAUGUCUUUAAUCCACGAUGAUCUUCCUUGCAUGGAUAACGAUGAUCUUCGUAGAGGAAAACCGACUAACCACAAAGUUUUUGGUGAGGAUAUAGCUGUCUUAGCAGGGGAUGCUCUUUUAGCUUUUGCUUUUGAACAUAUAGCUGUUUCUACAGUUGGUGUUACGCCUGGUAGGGUUGUAAAGGCAGUUGGGGAAUUAGCCAAAGCUAUUGGAACUGAAGGGUUAGUGGCUGGUCAAGUUGUGGAUAUAAAUAGUGAGGGACUAAUAGAUGUGGGAUUGGAUCAUCUAGAAUUUAUUCACGUUCACAAAACCGCUGUUUUGCUUGAAGCGGCAGUGGUUUUGGGGGCAAUUCUUGGAGGUGGAUGUGAUGAAGAUGUGGAAAAGUUGAGGAAGUUUGCCCGGUAUAUUGGGCUUUUGUUUCAGGUUGUGGAUGAUAUUCUCGAUGUGACAAAGUCAUCCAAGGAUUUAGGGAAGACUGCAGGGAAAGAUUUGGUGGCUGAUAAAGUGACUUAUCCAAAGCUGAUGGGGAUAGAGAAGUCAAGGGAGUUUGCAGAGAAGUUGAAGAGUGAUGCGCUUGAGUUGCUCCAAGGAUUUGAUCCUGAGAAAGCUGCUCCUUUGGUUGCUUUGGCUAAUUAUAUAGCUUACAGGCAAAACUAACUUUUGUUUUCUUGUUGUAUAAUUUGUAUUAUCUUUUGAUGAUUUCGGUGAGGCGGAAUUGUCUAAAACAUUUUUUUAGACAAAAGGCCUUGGCUUGCUGCUUCUUGUUGUGUUUGAUCCAAAAAGGCAUAGAGAAAGAAGCAGGUGAGUAGUAUUAAUGUUAGACUAUUCUUCUACAAGGAUGAUAAAGAUAGAAUUUUAUUUCUCUCUGUGCUGAAAUUUCACUUGUUAAAAUGGUGUAAUAGGGUGAUAGUGAUGAUAAAUUCCCAAGUUGGAGUUUAAUUGUUAAUUUCUUCCUUAUUUGUUGAUCUUAUGAGCUUAAUUGUUUGAACCUGGAAUUUUUUA
This is a messenger RNA of Theobroma cacao (cacao), 1858 nucleotides long. RefSeq names its product geranylgeranyl pyrophosphate synthase 1 (gene GGPS1). Gene Ontology annotation, biological process: isoprenoid biosynthetic process. NCBI's taxonomy places the organism in Eukaryota, Viridiplantae, Streptophyta, Magnoliopsida, Malvales, Malvaceae. The record is from RefSeq and is a predicted model, not a curated record. Gene Ontology annotation, molecular function: geranylgeranyl diphosphate synthase activity.